Archocentrus centrarchus (flier cichlid) is the source of this 6215-nucleotide messenger RNA. It is a transcript of the gene acanb, whose product is annotated as aggrecan b. Gene Ontology annotation, biological process: central nervous system development; positive regulation of neuroblast proliferation; cell adhesion. Lineage: Eukaryota; Metazoa; Chordata; Actinopteri; Cichliformes; Cichlidae. The transcript has 19 exons. The record is from RefSeq and is a predicted model, not a curated record. Gene Ontology annotation, cellular component: perineuronal net; synapse. The coding region runs from base 66 to 4043 and encodes 1325 amino acids. Gene Ontology annotation, molecular function: hyaluronic acid binding.
UACACAGGCAGGAGUGAGAGGCCCCUGUAGUCGCUGGCACUGGGAGCAUUGCAGCAUCAACGGUAAUGAUGACGCCCCUGUUUCUGCUCUGUGUGUCUUUACCACUCAUCUUGGCAACAAUAUCUGUUGAAGACCAUGAUGAUGUUGAUGGCUCAUUACAUGUCAGCAUUCCUGUGGGGACACCUUUUCGUCCUCUGCUUGGGGGAAAGGUGGUAGUGCCAUGUUACUUCCAGGAUAACACCAUCAAUGACCCUGGAGCCCCAACGAUUGCCCCGCUAUCCCACCGCAUCAAAUGGACCUAUCUCACCAAAAAUAAAGUCCACACGAUCUUAGUGGCAUCAGAGGGCAAAAUUGAUGUGCAACCAGAGUAUUUCGACAGAGUGAUGAUGAUUAGCUACCCGAUGGUGCCCACUGAUGCCACCAUGGAAAUCACAGAGCUCAGGUCCAAAGAUUCUGGCACCUACCGCUGUGAGGUGAUGCAUGGCAUCAAGGACAACUCCGAUUCUGUGGAAAUCCAGGUCCAGGGUAUUGUGUUCCACUAUCGUGCCAUCUCCACCCGUUACACCUUGACAUUUGAGAAGGCCAAAGCAGCUUGUAUCCAGAACAGUGCCACCAUCGCUACCCCAGCCCAGCUCCAGGCUGCGUAUGAUGAUGGAUACCACCAAUGUGAUGCUGGAUGGCUUUCUGAUCAGACAGUCAGGUACCCCAUCCAUAAGCCACGGGAACCCUGCUAUGGAGACAAGGAAAACUUUCCUGGUGUCAGGACCUAUGGAGUGAGAGACGUCAAUGAGACCUAUGACGUGUAUUGUUUUGCUGAGAAGCUGUCAGGCAGAGUCUUCUACUCUAUGUCUAUAAAGAAGUUUACCUUCUACGAGGCAGGAGAUCAGUGUACUAAACUUGGUGCCAGACUUGCCACUACAGGAGAGCUUUACCUUGCCUGGAAGAAUGGUAUGGAUGUGUGUAAUGCUGGCUGGCUGGCAGACCGCAGCGUACGCUACCCCAUCAACAUCGCCAGGCCUCAGUGUGGAGGGGGGCUCCUCGGAGUGAGAACAGUCUACCUGUUCCCCAACCAGACUGGAUACCCCUAUCCAGACUCUCGCUAUGAUGCCAUUUGCUUCCAAGCUGAUGAGGAUAUAGGCGCCGUGCCUGGGAGGACCACUCCUUUCCCAGACAUCAUCUCCAUCACACCUGCUGUUGAGGUGUUUUCGGGCAUCACCUCUUCACCUGGGGAUCACGAGGCCAAAACUGGAGAAGUAGAAACUCUCUCUCCAAUACCCGUACCACCAAGUGUGCCAGAUAUAGAUGCACCCAUGGCUCCCACCGGUGUUGUGUUUCACUAUCGACCCAUCACUGGUCGGUAUACUCUAACGUUUUUAGAGGCUCAGCAGGCUUGCCAGAACAUUGGGGCAGUCAUUGCCAGUCCACAGCAGCUUCAGGCGGCCUUUGAGAAAGGUCUGCAUCAAUGUGACGCCGGCUGGCUGCGCGAUCAAACUGUCCGGUAUCCAAUUGUGUCACCCAGAGAAAACUGUGCUGGUAAUCUGCCACACCUCCCGGGAGUCAGAUCCUAUGGUCUGAGACCAGCCAGUGAACUCUAUGAUGUGUACUGCUAUGUUGAACUUUUGACAGGUGUGGUCUUCUUCACCAGCGACUAUGACAGUUUCUCCUACGAGGAAGCUGUGCAGCACUGUGAGAACCUUAACACCACCCUGGCCACUCCCGGACAGCUCUAUGCUGCUUGGAAUCAAGGACUUGACAAGUGCAAUCCAGGCUGGCUCAUGGACCGCAGUGUCCGCUACCCUAUCACAACCCCCAGGUCUCACUGUGGAGGCAACCAGGUGGGAGUCCACACCAUCUACGCCUACCCCAACCAGACAGGCUUCCCUGAUGAGCACUCACGCUAUGAUGCCUACUGUUUCAGAGCUGAAGUUGCCGUUCAUGUUGACAAUGAAACCAGUGUAAAUCUGACCAUCGCGACAGAGGAUGUUAUCAACAAGACAAUAACUACCAUCGAUAGCACUGUUAUAACAACUGUAGACUACAAUGAAACUGAAGUCAGGUUAAACAUCACUGAUACCGACUUUAUCAAUGAGACAGUCAUCACACCUCAACGAGUUAUUCCUACAGUGAAAACCAUUCCGGUCCCAGUUGAUGUGCCAUGCUCUGGUUCAGCUGAUCAUUCAGCCAGUGGGGACAUCUCUGGGGAGUCUUGCACCUCCGCCACCAGUGGUGAUGCAUCUGGGUCGGGAGUGGACAUCAAGUUAAGUGGACACACUGAUAUCUUAUCUGGAGACCAGUCUGCUUCUGGAGGACCACAGGAGUUAGAAGUGGGAAAUAUUGUCAUCUCCACAUCAGGAGAUCUGGGUAGUGCAUCUAGAGAUCUGGGGAGUACAUCUGGAGAUGUAGGGAGUGCAGCUGGAGAUCUAGGGAGAACAUCUGGAGAUCUGGGGAGUACAUCUGGAGAUGUAGGGAGGACAUCUGGAGAUCUGGGAAGUGCAUCUGGAUAUCUUGGAAGUGUAUCUGGAUCUGGGGAAAGGUUUGACAGAGAACACUCUGGCUUCAUUAUAUCUGGAUCGGGUUUACCCAGUGGAAGUGGAGACAUCAGUGGUAGCAGUGGAGACCCAAUGAUAAUCAUGUUGGAUAGAAAGAUGGUGGAAGUUUCACAAACCCACCAAAAGGCCACUGAGCAGGAGCUCGGCCAGGCAGGAAUUGAUAUCAGUGUAUCAGGAUCAGGAGGCAUGUCUGCAUCAGGCUCCCAAGAGUUUUCAGGUCACAUUGACUUAACAGCCAUACCACCUCUAGAGUCUGGAUAUCCCAUUGGAUCAGGUGGCCUUUCUAGUGGGUUUCCCAGCGGUUUUCCAUCCUCCAGUGGCUCUGCCUCUGGACACCCUUUCCAGCAUCUUGUUGAUGUUAUCUAUGUACCAGGUGAUGAAAUGACAGAAAUUAUUGUACCGUCAGUGGUACAACAUCCUGAGCACGGCAGGGGUGUGGUGGAGAUAAGCGGGCAAGGAAGUGGUUCAGGGAUCCACUACAAAUUCAUUGACACUGUAGAUCCAAUUUUGCAACGUGUGGGAAGUGGAGCCACUUUGGCUGAGGAGGAGCAGCAGAGUUACCUCGAGUACGACCAAUCAGAACUUGAGGAAAAAGUCCAGGAGGGGCUCACAGCAAUUUAUGUAGUGACUCCAGAUGCAGACUACACCAGCCCAACCACAGUACCAUCUGUGUCAUUAAUCACUCCUGCUGUUGUGGAGGAGCCUGCAGUGGAGAAAGCUUCUGUAGACCCCUGUGAUCCAAACCUCUGUGGUUUAGGAUCCUGCUCUGUGCAAGGAGGGCUUGCUGUGUGUCAGUGUCCUAAUGGCUUCACUGGUGAAGGUUGCUCAACACCUGUGCAGGGCUGUCCUGACGGCUGGAUGGAGUUUAUGGGCAGCUGUUACCUCCACUUUGGAGACAGAGACACUUGGUCUGAAGCUGAGCAACGCUGUCAGGAACUCAAUGCCCACCUGGUCAGCAUCAGCUCCCAGGAAGAGCAGCAGUUUCUCAUCUCUAAUGGUGAGGACUACCAGUGGAUUGGACUAAGUGACAGAGAUGUGCAGAAUGAGUUCCGCUGGACAGAUGGGAGUCCCCUGACUUUUGAGAACUGGAGGCCCAACCAACCAGAUAACUACUUCAACUCUGAGGAGGAUUGUGUGGUGAUGAUCUGGCAUGAGGGUGGACAGUGGAAUGAUGUGCCCUGCAACUACGACCUUCCUUUUACCUGCAAGCUUGGACCUCUCAUGUGUGGCACUCCCCCGGAGGUGGAACAUGGCCGGCCAAUGGGCAGCAUCAGAGCAAGCUACCCUGUCAACUCUACAGUCCGCUACCAGUGUGACGCAGGCUACAAACAGCGCCACCUGCCUGUCAUACGCUGUAUGGCAGACGGGCAGUGGGACGAGCCACAAGUGAAAUGUACAGAAGGCGAUGCCAACAAUAACAGGCUAUACAAAAGAUCCCUCAGGAGAAGGAGUAAAGGAGCGAGCAGCCAGCAGGAGCAGAGGAAACUGCCCUGAGCAGCGCUGAAAGGACAUACAACAGAGAGCCACAAAGGACCCCUUUUGUAAAGAAGCAUGGACACCAAUGCAAAUGCCCGACCAAAAAAGAUAACAUUCCCUACCAUGGAUAUUCACAAAUUAAAGCAAAUUUAGACGGUGAUCGUGUAAUUAACUGAAGUUUUUGAACUUUGAGUCACUCUCCACCUACUUAAGGCACUUUUCUUUGUAUUUAUAACAUUUAAUUUAUAGCUAAUAUCUGGUAUUUUUAAAAAAUCUCAAUGCAUGAUUAUUUUCUGCAAUCAGCUGCCAGCACUACAGACACAGUAAGCUAGAUAAAACUGUUAUCAAGUGAUGAGAGGGUGAAGAGUUACGUGCGAAGUCCAAAACAGCCUGGUAAAUGUGUUGGCUCUCUGAAGUCAAAUUCAGUUACUAUAGACUAGGUAUUUUUCUAGAUCUGUUUCUUUUCUUUUCUUUUCUUAUUUUAUGGUCUUUGGCUCUAAGGACAGAAUCUGAGCGAUUCAGAGCGGUGAAACAAGCUGUGUCUUACAAUCUAGACCAACACAGCGGUUAUCAAAGCUUUUGGCUGUGACACCCAUAAAGGAUGCAGUAAAGCUGUUGAUUUGAAGUAAGGAGGCCUUGAGGCUGGAAAAAAAAAUUAUAUAUUUCCUUAAACAUUAGUGAAGUCAUGGCAACACAUUGGUACAAAGGAAACAGGGUCUUAAAUCCUGUAGCAAAGAUGUUUUCAAACCAGAAAAAAAAGCCCUACUUCAGUUGGUGAAAAACAUUCCAAGGUCAGGAUUAUCUCUUGUUUCAUUAUUUUCCCUAUUUAAAAAAAUCAUAUUCUUUCAUUUUUGUUUCACUUUAGUUUGACUAUAGUUUGCACUCGGUCGUCCACGUCCUACCUGCAGUGGUGCCAUAAUCUGAAAACUACUAUAAACCAUCUUUCAAGCCCUUAAAUCAUUUUGUCACAUCCUCAGCUUUGACAGCCACUGUGCUAAUUCUCCGCCACAGCAUCAGAUAAACCGACAUGAUUGCGCUGUUGUAUUUGAUAAUGAUGGGAGAGAGUUCUUGAUUAAAGUGCAACAAUCCUGGAUUGAAAUAGCCGGCACUCAUGCACUUUGGAGGUUUUUGGUCACUUCUUUUUGAAUCAUUUGAAUCCAGUGCACCUUAAAUUUAAAAAAAAUAAUAAAAAAAGAAACUCAAGACAAGCUCAUAACAUGUGGAAACUGGUAAUAAGUGUUUCAUGGCCGGCUUUCCUGCUGAAAGUUGCCCAGGACAGUGCACAACUCCACCUCAUAGUGUCACAAACAGCGCCACCUGCCAUCUGCUGGAGGAAAAGGUGCUCAUAUUGUUUUUAAGGUUGGGUACAUUUCUUAAAGGCAGUAUUUGGCCUAUUUUUUUUUUAAAUAUAUGUUUCUUACUGUAAAUAUUCUCAACAGAAUUCUCUGAACAGCAGGAUCUGUCAAUAACUUACAAAGAGCACACGAUUUAACUGUUUGAUUUAUUCAUCAUCGACUUAUUUGUCAAUUUGUUAGUUUAUUAACUUUUUUUGUGGAAGUUUCUGGCUGUGUGUCAUGUAACAGGGUAUUAUCAACAGAAAUGUGCUUCUUUAAAACUUGAGGAAUUAGAAGCAGUGGAAAUUAUGAAAAAAAAAAAAAAUGAUAUGAAGAGUUCAGUUUGGGGUGGAUGAGAAGAUUCUGAAAUGUUGACCAUGACCUGUUAAGGUCAAGAUUUGCUUCAGCUCUGAGAGGAGGCAGAUAUUUUAGAACAUAUCUGGCUGUUUACAGAUCACAAACACUGAAACUUCUCAGUCUCUCAUGGACACACACGCACACACACACACGCACGCACACACGCACACACACUAUUCAGCAAAGACCACAAAAUAUAAAAGUGGAUCAUGGGCCGCACAAGCUGCAUAACUUGCUUGAGCACAUAUUUGUAGUUUUUUUGUUUUGUUGUUUUUUUAAAGAAGCAAUUAUAAUUAAUCCAUUUGGAUGCUCCUAGUGUGUGCUGCAGUCUGUGCACAAUAUGCUCAAAGCACAACAUGAAGUGUGGGUCUGUUUCAAUGUUUGUGAAUUGCCGGUUCUUAAAAAAUAAAACAAAUUGAUCGCGGAGACAUCAUCGCUUCUGCUGUAACUUUGUUCAGAUCCCGACUCCUGAUGUGAACAUACAGUAUUCCAUAAUGUG